Messenger RNA from Drosophila mojavensis, 4395 nucleotides. RefSeq names its product mucin-5AC (gene Cpr76Bd). NCBI's taxonomy places the organism in Eukaryota, Metazoa, Arthropoda, Insecta, Diptera, Drosophilidae. The transcript is spliced from 6 exons. The record is from RefSeq and is a predicted model, not a curated record. The coding region runs from base 491 to 3910 and encodes 1139 amino acids.
GAGCAGUCAUCAAUUUUUCUUCAGGCAGUCAGCCCGUUGCAGUCUCUGACUUGACUUCGACUUUGCUUUUCCUAACUGCAAUAUUUUUGCUGCUGAUUUUCUACUCGUUUUUCCAAGCUGCUUUUGUUGUUGUUGUAUGUGUUGCUUUUGAUUUUUCUGUCGCUAAACUGGUGCGUGGCUGCUGCGCAUGCGUGUGAGCCAAAACUGACCGAACGUAUAUAAGCGAUUAUAGGGCCGGGCUGGCCAACAGUCAGCCGCGUUGCUCUACAUCGAGCGUGCGUUGCGUGUGCCGUGUGCCGAUAUUUCGAAUACGUAUCGAUACGAUAUUAAGUAUACGCAUCCACGAAGGACAUUCAUCGUGAACUACCGUUGCAUUGCCACAAGGAUUACGAUUCGAUCGAACCAAUUUGUGAACUAUUGUAAAAACACAGUUAAUAUAGUGCGCUCAACUAUAUCAGAACGUUUUCAUAAGUGCAACACAAGUGAAACUAUGAAGCUUCGACUCCUAGCGCUGCUGUGCGUGCUGCUCGGCUCAGCACUGGCAGAACCCUCGCCCACAAUCGCGCCCUGCAUCCAUGCAGGUGGUGCAGUUGGCUACUCGUAUGCGCCGCCAGCUGAGGUCAAGUUCUCCAUAACGCCCGGCGUCACCAAGUACAGCCAAACGCCCGCCAUUUCCAGCUACUCCGAGAAUGGGAAACUGCUGCAAUCGUCUGUGAGCAGCGGCCUGGCUUCGUAUGAGACCACCGCAGGACUCUCGGGCUACUCGCAGGGCGGUCUCACGCAGAUCAACAAGUAUGUGGCACCCGUACAGAAGACGCUGUUCACUCCCUCGGCGGAAUACGGUGGUCCCGGAAUAACCUAUGCCGAUAAGUCGCCGGCUGCCAAGUACGCCACUGUGGUGCCCUCCGGCAUUGAGCUGAAGAGCUUGGUUUCGCCAGCCUUGACCAAGGUGUCCACCUACUCCUCGCCCGGCUACACCUACAGUCAGUCCACUCCGGGCAUUUCCAAGUCGGCUACCUACACAUCGCCCUCGCCCUCCAGUGGAGCAUACUAUGCCCCGUCCGUGACCACCAAGGUGGAGACCUAUACCUCCCCUGGCUACACCUACUCCAAGGCCACGCCUGGCUUCUCCAAGGUGGAGACCUACAGCUCACCCGGCUACAGCUACUCCCAGGCAUCGCCAGGUGUUGCCAAGAUAGCCACCUAUUCGCCUUCCAUUUCCUAUGCUGCGCCUGCGCCUGCCCUCAAGCUGGCCACCACUUCGUCGCUGUUCUCCUCGCUCGGCUCUGGCUACUCGGCCAACUAUGCACCCGCUCUGGCCAAGACCUAUUUGCCCGCAGCGCCCGCCAUUGCCACCCAAUAUGUUUCGUCACCUGCCAAGGUGGCCACCUACAGCGCUCCUGCCCUGUCCACCUAUGCAUCGGCUCCCCUUAGCAAGCUGAGCACCAGCUAUGGUGCCAGUGGCUCAGGCGCCAUCUCCCAUCAGUACGUCUCCAAGCCCGCCGUGGCUACCUAUGCAGCUGCUCCUGCUGUCACCAAGACUGUCAGCUAUGCUGCUCCUGCCGUCACUAAGAUAUCCAGCUAUGCUGCUCCGUCUAUCUCCACCUACUCCUCAGCUCCUUCGAUAGCUAAAGUGGCGACCUACACCGCUCCAGCUGUGGCCAAGGUGGGCUAUACCGCUCCUGCCGUCAGCUACGCCAGCAGUGGACAUGGCGCUGUCUCCCAUCAGUACGUGUCCAAGCCUGCGCUGGCCACAAUCUCUGCUGCUCCGGCGAUUGCCAAGGUGGCAUCCUAUGCCGCUCCAGCUGUGGCCACCUAUUCCACCGGUCCGGCAAUCUCAAAGGUUGCCAGCUAUGCACCUGCAUCCAUAUCCACCUACUCCGCUGCUCCGGCUAUUACAAAAGUAGCCACCAGCUAUGGCAGCUCUGGCCAUGGCGCUGUCUCCCACCAAUAUGUGUCCAAGCCCGCCGUGGCUACCUAUGCUGCAGCCCCUGCUCUCGCCAAGACUGUCAGCUAUGCUGCUCCGUCUAUCUCCACCUACUCCUCAGCACCUUCCCUUGCCAAGGUGGCGACCUACAGCCAGGCAGCUGAUGUCUCCCAUCAGUACAUUUCCAGGCCAUCCACAGUGUAUGCUGCUGCUCCAGCGAUUGCCAAAGUCGCUACCUACGCAGCGCCUGCCGUAGCCACCUAUUCCGCUGCUCCAACCAUCACCAAGCUGGCAACCAGCUAUGGUAGCUCUGGUCAUGGCGCUGUCUCCCACCAAUAUGUGUCCAAGCCCGCUGUGGCUACCUAUGCAGCAGCUCCUGCUCUCGCCAAGACUGUCAGCUAUGCUGCUCCAGCCAUCGCCUCGGCAGCUCCCUCAGUUGCCAAGGUGGCGACCUACAGCCAGGCAGCCGACGUCUCCCAUCAGUACAUCUCCAAGCCCAUAGUUGCUGCUUAUCCCGCUGCUGCUCCAGCCAUUGCCAAGGUGGCAUCCUAUGCAGCCCCAGCUGUGGCCACCUAUUCUGCUGGCCCCGCCAUCACCAAGGUGUCCAGCAGCUAUGGCGGCUCGGGAAUCGGCGCUGUGUCCCAUCAAUAUGUCUCCAAGCCUGCGGUGGCUAUCUCUGCUGCUCCAGCCAUAGCUAAGGUCGCCAGCUAUGCACCAGCUGUGGCCACUUACUCAACGGGUCCUGCCAUCUCAAAGGUUGCCAGCUAUGCACCUGCAUCCAUAUCCACCUACUCCGCAGCUCCAGCCAUCACCAAGCUGGCCACCAGCUAUGGCAGUUCUGGUCAUGGCGCCGUCUCCCACCAAUAUGUGUCCAAGCCCGCUGUGGCUACCUAUGCAGCUGCUCCCGCUCUCACCAAGACUGUCAGCUAUGGAGCUCCUGCUGUCGCCAGCUAUGGAGCGACGCUCUCCAAGACCUACUUGCCGGCUGCGCCAGCCAUCAGCAGCUAUGCCGCUGCUCCAGCUCUCACAAAAGUAUCCACUAGCUAUGGCGGAUCCGGUGCCGUCUCCCAUCAAUAUGUGUCGAAGCCGGCGAUUGCGACCAUUGGAGCUGCUCCUGCCAAGUUGGCCUAUGGAGCACCAGGCUUAGUCUCGACCAUUGGCACUGGAUAUGCCAGCACGCAGUACGCAUCCAAGCCAGCGAUAGCAGUUGGUCAAGGCUACUCCUCAUCCAAAUUGGGAUUGGGCUUGGGCUUGGGCCUGGGUCUGGGUCUGGGCCAGGGCUACUCGACCUCUGGCCAUGGCGCCAUCGCCACGCAAUAUGUGUCCAAGCCUGGACUGCUAACAGCUCCACUGGGCAAGCUGACAACGGGACCAGCACUUGGCCAAGGCUAUAUCAGCAGCACAGCCUAUGGACUCAAUGCGGGUAAAUUGGGUUUGGGCUCGACUGGCGGCUACUACGGCGCCAUUUCGCUUGGUCAUGCUGCCGUCUCGCCCGCACUCACCUACCAGGGCGCUCUGUCGCAUGGUGCUGGAUUGGCGCAGCUGGGCGCACCACUGGCCGACUACAGUCUGGGCCAUGGCAUUGGGGCCUUUGGCGCCGGCUUCAAUCGCUAUGCGCCCAGCGUCUCGGCGCUGAGUGCUCAGGCUCCUCUUACGCCCGCUGCUUACCUGAAGACCGCCCCAGUGGCCCAGCCGGCGCUGCUAAAGGUUCUGCCCGAGAAGCAUCUCGAGCAUUUUGAUGCGCAUCCACGUUACGCCUUUGAGUAUGCGGUAAAUGAUCCUCACACUGGCGACAACAAGCAUCAGCGCGAGGAGCGCGACGGCGAUGUGGUCAAGGGCGAGUACUCCCUGGUCGAGCCCGAUGGCAAUGUGCGCACCGUCAAGUACUAUGCCGAUUGGGAGACAGGCUUCCAUGCCGAGGUCAUCAACAGUCGCGAUCAGGGCAAAAUUGUGGCCAAGCGUCAGGCGGCGCCCAAGUCGUGAGCGCCUCUCAAGAUGCAUCAGUGACUUUUUUUGUUCGCCAGCACAACUGUAAAUAGCCAACGAUUCAAUUUUCUUCUCAUUAAACAUUAAACGUAUUUAUGUAAAUCCCACAACAACAACAACAACAACUACUACUACUACUACGACAACAAGAACCACAACAACAACAUCAACAAAAUGCAACUAGCAAAAAACAUAGCAGAGAGCUGCCAUCUUGCACCACCACAUAACCGUUAUAGUUGCUCAUUCCUUCUACCUAUCUCUUUCUUGCUCAUGUGAUAAGCGUUUCCACUUGGAGUGCUUGAACUGCUCUCUUCUUCUCAUUGAACUGCGCGUUCUCAUGGAUGUCUACACACGCACACAUCCAUGCACACACACACAUAUGUUUAUACGUGUAUAUAUAUUGUGUAAAUUGUAUAUUGUAAAUUGUAAACUGAAUAAACAGCACUUAAGAACGCUACAGUCGAGAGCGCUCGACAUUGGAA